This is a messenger RNA of Pelodiscus sinensis (Chinese soft-shelled turtle), 3323 nucleotides long. The record is from RefSeq and is a predicted model, not a curated record. Lineage: Eukaryota; Metazoa; Chordata; Testudines; Trionychidae.
UUGUACAAAUCCAUUACCUAUCAAUGCAAGUACUAAAAACCAAGGAUAUCCAGUCUGAGGCCUGGUCUGUACUUAACCUGGAAAGUCGAAUUAAGAUACACAACUCUAGCUAUGUUAAUUGCGUAGCUAGAGUCGAUUUACCUUAAUUCGAUCUUCGGUGCUGUCUCCACAGUGAAAGUUGAUGGGAGAAAUGUUCCUGUUAACUUCCCUUAUGCCUCGCAUGGAGUAGGAGUUCCAGCGUUGAUGGGAGCGCCGUCCGUAUUUGAUUUAGGGAGUCUUUACUAGACCCACUCAGUCAAACUCUGGAAGAUCAACCACCGCAGCAUGGAACUUCCAGGAAGAUUGCAUGAGACUUUGGCCCUGUUAACAUCUCAGCUGAGGCCCGACUCAAAUCACAAAGAAGAAAUGGGAUUCCUGAGAGAUGUCUUCAGUGAAAAAAGUCUGAGUUACCUAAUGAAGAUUCAUGAAAAGCUCCGCCAUUAUGAAAGACAGAGCCCUACCCCUGUUUUACACAGUGCAGCAGCUUUAGCUGAGGAUGUAAUGGAAGAGUUGCAGUCGACACCUGUGAAUAAUGAAGAAAAAGAACUGCUUCAGCUAUUGUCAACACCACAUCUUAGGGCGAUGCUUGUAGUACAUGAUACCGUUGCCCAGAAAAACUUUGACCCGGUUCUGCCACCUCUGCCUGACAAUUUUGAUGAUGAUUUCGAUGAAGAAUCCGUGAAAAUUGUCCGUCUGGUGAAGAACAAAGAGCCUUUGGGAGCCACCAUCAGAAGGGAUGAGCAAACAGGGGCUGUGAUUGUAGCGAGAAUCAUGAGAGGUGGGGCAGCUGACCGCAGUGGUCUGGUCCACGUUGGAGAUGAGCUGAAAGAAGUCAAUGGGAUUGCUGUGCUUCAUAAACGGCCAGAAGAAAUUAGUCAGAUUUUGGCUCAAUCUCAGGGUUCAAUCACAUUAAAAAUAAUUCCUGCCAUCAAAGAAGAAGAUCGCCUGAAGGACAGCAAGGUUUUUAUGAGGGCGCUCUUCUCCUAUAAUCCAAAAGAGGACAAAGCCAUUCCCUGCCAGGAGGCAGGGUUGCCGUUUCAGAAGAGGCACAUCUUAGAAGUGGUGAGCCAGGAUGAUCCCACAUGGUGGCAAGCAAAGCGUGUUGGCGAUACCAACCUCAGGGCGGGAUUGAUCCCUUCAGAACAAUUCCAAGAAAGGCGUUUGAAUUAUAGAAGAACUAUAGGCACUCUGCAAAACUCGAAAACUGUAAAGAAGCCAUUAUAUGAUCAGUCUUCUGAGAAAGCGGACUGUGACUGUGAGGGAUAUUUCAAUGGACAAUAUAUAGCUGGGUUGAGGAGGAGCUUUCGGUUGAGCCGAAAGGAGAAACACAACAACCACAACGAGGCAAAGCAAACAGAUGUCGCUGAGUUCCUAACAUACGAAGAAGUCACUAAAUAUCAGCCGCAGCUGGGAGAGAAGCCGAGAUUGGUGGUUUUAAUUGGUUCUUUGGGAGCCAGACUCAAUGAGCUGAAGCAGAAAGUUGUGUCAGAGAAUCCACAGGAGUAUGGUGUUGCAGUUCCACAUACAACAAGGUCGAAGAAAAGUCAUGAAAAAGAGGGGGUGGAAUACAAUUUUGUCUCUAAGCAAUCCUUCGAAAUGGAUGUACAGCAUAACAAGUUUGUUGAACACGGUGAAUACAAAGAGAAUCUGUAUGGAACUAGUCUCGAGGCAAUCCAAUCUGUGAUGGCCAAAAAUAAAGUUUGUUUGGUGGACGUGGUACCGGAAGCAGUGAAGCACCUGAGAACUCCCGAGUUUAAACCUUAUGUGAUUUUUGUGAAGCCUCUUGUUCCAGAAAAGAAAAAAAAUGCACCAACAUCUCCAACUUCAGAAGAAAUCUCAGUCCCGCUUGAUGAAGAGCAGCAGGACAUUAUUAAUUCGGCAGCAUUUAUCGAAGAGCAGUACGGUCACUUAAUUGACGCUGUGCUGCUGAAAGAAGACCUGCCGAGUGCCUGUAAUCAGUUGAAAGCGCUGCUAGAGAAGCUGAAGGAGGACUCAUUUUGGGUGCCAGUCAAUUGGGUUAGGUCAUAGCCUGCCAUUGGAAAGCCUGUAUAACAUGUGCUGUAAAUGUAAAUAUUUAUAAGAGGGAAAACUGCCAGCCUGUCUAGAAAAUCAUAUGAAAAUGUCCCAUCAGUUAAACUAGACCAACCCAUGGUUCGUGAGCUGCGUGCGGCUCUUCAAAGAAAAAUUGCAGCUCCGGCACCCGCACCUCGCGGGUCUUAAAGGGGCAGCGUGGCGAAGCGAAAGCAAGGGUUCUGCAAAGAGCCAACACUCCCCCGCCCUCUCUGAAAGAGACAGAAACGGAAUCCUGUGCAGACUUCGAAAUGGCCGCCUUAAAAGGGCAAUGCCUGCUGGGCUCUUAAAAGGGAUAAACUGUUUAACUGUUUGGUUUGUUUGUUUGUGUUGUUUUUUUCCUCAACAACUUUUUUCCCUUGGCUCUUUGUGCUCUAUCCACCACUAUUCUGGCUCUUCAUCUGUAAUGGGUUGGCCACCCCUGAACUAGACAGAUCCAUCAGCCAGAAGCUGACAUGGGGUUCCUGAGUCACAAGUUUUAGUAGAAAGAGCCAUUGAAAAAUGUGAGUGCUCAGUAAAAAAUUUUCUGAUGUUUAAGCUUUGUAAAUACUUUGUGAUAGAGAGUGAAACUUCACCUGGUGGCUAUGGUUCCAUUCUGCCAAUAGAUAGGGACACAAACCUCUGAACCCAGACCAAUGGUCCCAGACAGCACAACGGACAAAUUGGACCUUGGAGAUUAAAUCUACAUGGCCGCAAGACUUUUUUUCAAAUACUUCAGGAAAUUUGGAUACACAGAGUUUUAUAGUGUAUGGCUGAAAAUGCAGAUGUAUUAGGACUUUGGAAAUCAAUGACCGUUCAUAAUUUGCUAAACUGGCUAUUGAAACAUAGUACAUUAUGCACCAAAAAAAGAGACAUAUAAAUAAGUUGAAUAUUUUUUAAUUUAACAAAUGCUUUUCUAGCCUUUUUCAUCUCUCUUGUUUGCUUUAAUUUGUAGCUUUAAGCUGAGAGUGUAGGUCACAUUUUGAUUUGAUGGGGAUGCGCCUAAAAACAAAUUGUGAAACUUAUCAAAUGCCAAAAAAUUAAUAAGGGUCUAAAUUUGAGAGCUUCUUUACCCCCGCUCCGAUUGGCCCUGCUGUCAGGUAACUUAGCCGUCUGGCUAAGUUACAAUCAGUUAGGCCACAUCGUAAGAACAUAAGAACGACCAUACUGGGUCAGACCAAAGGUCCAUCUAGCCCAGUGUCCUGUCUUCUGACAGUGGCCAAUACCAGAUGCCC